CAACUGCGCCAGUUCAUUUAUUCUGACAAGAUACCCCUGAAACGCCGGCGACCCCACGACAAUCUACUAAGCAACUUGACUGCGCAUGAUGGUGGAUGAUCUAGUAACAAUCCCAUAACUUUUUCUAGAGCUCAUUCCACCGUCAUCAUGCUCGCGACACUGCUCAACAUUGCCUUCUACGCAUCCACAUCGCUUACCCUCGCGAUACUCCUCCUCUCCCCAUCUCGUUACCAACCUCAGUCAUCAUCCGAACAAGAUGGUGCAGAUAAACCAAAGACGACUGUUCAGAUCCUCGUGCUAGGAGACAUCGGUCGCAGCCCGCGCAUGCAGUAUCAUGCGCUCAGUGUAGCAAAGGGUGGGGGACAAGUGAACAUAAUCGGCUACCAUGAAUCCGAAGUCCACCCCAAAAUCACCUCCCAUCCGCGGAUCUCCAUCGUCGCGCUCCCCCCGCACCCGACCUGCCUCCAAACAAGCAACAAGCUACUGUUCCUCCUCUUCGGACCGCUGAAGGUGCUAUUCCAGAUCGGCUGCCUGUGGUGGAUUCUAGGCUACCGGACCAAACCAGCCCAGUGGCUCCUCGUCCAAAACCCGCCCUCUAUCCCGACGCUCGCCAUCGCCUCCCUAGUCUGCCGCCUCAGGAACACGAACCUAAUCAUCGACUGGCAUAACUUCGGCUACACGAUCCUAGCGCUCAAGCUGGGCGAGCAGCACCCGCUCGUCCGCUUCUCGCAGCGCUACGAACAAACCUUCGGACAAUACGCGACCGCACACCUGUGCGUCACGAACGCAAUGGCGCGCGUACUACAGCAGGACUUCAAACUCCGCGCGCCCAUCCUCCCACUACACGACCGUCCAGCCGAGCACUUCCAGCCGAUCACCUCGCGCGCCGUCCGCGAAUCCUUCCUCCUCUCGCUUCCACAAACCGAGUCCGUGCGGCCCCUUCUCCAAUUCAACGACCUCCGCGUCCUCGUAAGCUCCACCUCCUGGACAGCAGACGAGGACUUCUCGAUCCUCAUCGACGCGCUAUGCCGCUACUCCGCGCUGGCCCAGCAGGCGAACCCACCCCUCCCCACCAUCCUAGCGAUCAUAACCGGCAAGGGCCCACAGAAGGAGAUGUAUCUAUCCCGGAUCGCGGAGUUAGAAGCCGCCGGGAAGCUGGAGAAAGUGACGAUCCGCACGGCGUGGCUGAGCAUGGACGACUACGCGCGGCUGCUGGCGUCCGCGUCGCUGGGUGUGAGUCUGCAUACCAGCAGCAGCGGCGUCGAUCUGCCCAUGAAGGUCGUGGAUAUGUUCGGUGCGGGCUUGCCGGUUGUGGGGUGGAAUCGGUUCGAGGCGUGGUCGGAGCUGGUGACGGAGGGGGUGAAUGGGCGGGGAUUUGGGAGCGCGGAGGAGCUGCUCCGGCAUCUGGUGGAAUUGUUUGGGGACGAUGAUCUGCUGGAGAGGCUGCGGGAGGGGGCGCGGAGGGAGAGUACCCGUCGCUGGGACGGGGAGUGGGAUCCUGUCGCUGGGAAGCUGUUGGGGUUGUAUUAG
Messenger RNA from Aspergillus homomorphus CBS 101889, 1530 nucleotides. Its product is annotated as chitobiosyldiphosphodolichol beta-1,4 mannosyltransferase. The record is from RefSeq and is a predicted model, not a curated record. Gene Ontology annotation, molecular function: mannosyltransferase activity. Gene Ontology annotation, cellular component: endoplasmic reticulum. The transcript is spliced from 3 exons. Bases 148 to 1530 code for a protein of 460 amino acids. NCBI's taxonomy places the organism in Eukaryota, Fungi, Ascomycota, Eurotiomycetes, Eurotiales, Aspergillaceae.